AGUCUGCACUCUUGGGCUUGGCCCUCUCCUCUACCCUAUUGUAGCGCAUUCAGCACACGUGUCCAUUUUGGAAGUAACCACAUUUCUCGCUGUGUUCUGCGUUGCUGCCUUAGACAAAAUAUGAAUGCUCUGUGGUUGGCGCAGCUGAGUAGCGGACGCUACAGCUUACGCUUGCACUGUUGUUCCGAUCAAACAUCGAUAGCUGACGUAGUAGUACUGUGUCUGCUCUAUUGUCGCGAGCGCCAGAGGCUCCUUGAAGGCGUCGGACUUAUUUACUUAAUUAGUGUAUAUAUUUUCUCGGCACAUAAUUUAACACUAAGAGAGUUUUUAUAUUUACGUCGCCGCUGUGCGUUUCAUGUGUUGGCACAUCUGAGCAAAGUAAUCCUCGUAAUCCUGUUGCUGCCUGUUGCCACCAGGUUGCUGCAACCGCUGGAGUAGGCGUCGAGUCGCGUUGAGUGGUUGAGUGAUAGUGUCUAAUGUUGCCUUGCCAGUAAGAUUGACCAGACUUGACUUCAUGAAAGAUCAACUGUUCGGAUUUUGUGUUUAUUUGUUAUUCUUGUGCGAGUAAUGAUAUUUUAAAUCUUAGAUGUUAUUUGGUUCAGGAUGUGUUGCUAUCAGUGCAUUUUGCAGGUUAGAAGUGACUGUUAUGUGUUAUUUGUCAAGCGAUAAAAAAGUAUACUUCUGAACGUGAUACGCAAAGGAAUGUGAAAAGAAAAUUCUGCCUUCUUUGACUGACUUUUUAAUUAGAGCAGGAGCAUUUUGACAGUGUAAUUGUAAACUAAAUAAAAAUGGCAAGUACCAGUGUUAUUAAGUCAGUUCCACCGCAGGAUCUUUUGACAGAAUUAAGAACUUUUGUGGCUGGAGCUACACGUGCUGUCAAAACAAAUCCCUUGGAACUUGCUCGCACUGCUCUCUCCUUAUUAAAGACCUUACCAGCAGCCAGAGAUGCUGUGUUAGAGUACUUUUGUACUCUAUUUGAUUCUGCUGUCUCAAAAUAUGUGGCACAAAUUGAGAAUGAUGCCAAUCCUAGUGGUGGUCACGAAGAGGCAACAAUUGCGGAAAUUCAUAGUGUCUUAUGUAAUUUUGUUAGUAACAAUCCAGAAGCCUGGGCUCCAAUAAUUUCUACAUGGUCUCUUGAGCUUCUAGGAGAAUUAUCUAGUCGUUAUGCAGGAAGAGCAAGAGUACCUCUAGGUGCUGGUUUGAAUGAAUCUUUACAACUCUGGAUGUCUUGCAGAGCCACACGAACUCUUAUAGACAUUACAACACAAUGUCUCUCAUGUUUAAUGCAUUCUAACACAGAAACUUGUAUCAAUGCAUUAUUAAAUACAAGUGUAGCUCACAGUCCCCAUUUUGAUUGGGUUGUAGCUCAUGUCGGAAGUUGUUUUCCUCAAACUGUUAUUACAAGAGUUCUAUCUUGUGGUCUGAAAGACUUUUGUCAACAUGGUUCAAUGGAACAGGGAGCAAAGUCUCCUAAGGUUUUAUCAGUGGUGGGCAUCCUUGGCCAUCUUGCUGCUAGUCACAUAGUUAGCAUUCGGCUGGCUCUUCUGGAUCUCUUCAAGUGGAGUCUGCAGCCACCCAAGCCUGGUGAAGAAGCUCAACGACGUGCCACGGUGCCUUUUCUGCUUCAACUGGGAUCACUAUCUAUAAAUGUGGAUAUGUUGCCCCAAUUGGCCGAGCUUGCACCUGGUUGGUGCAUUUACUUUGGUGGGCGCCAGGCAUUAGAAGAUUUAAUAGUGCAUUUAGCCAGAAAUUGUGAAGAAGGUGGAACUCAAAUGUUACAUUUGUUACUAGAUGCCUCCUCACCAGUUGAUGCCUCAAAAUAUCAUUCAAAUGUUGCCUUAACAAGUCGUAGAAUUCUUGAGUUAUUGUUGCAAGAGUUGGAUUUAAUGUUGAGAAGUGCGGGGCCAGGUGCCUACCCAAUACCACUGUUGGAUUCUAUACGUCAAAAUGUUGCUUCCAUACAACCUCUUCUUCUAAGUUCUGAUCUUCUGAGAGUACAGAUUGCUGUACGAUUGUUUGGAUUGUUGGCUCAUCACAGUCCUGCAGUUCUAGUGAAUGCAGUUGCAUUUCUUCUUCAAAGAGCCACCAAGGACGAGCAUUUGGCUGCUGUAAUGAGAUUAGUUACUGACGCUGUAUGUGCAUCUGCGUAUUCCACAUCAAGUUUAGACAAGGAGCGUGGAGACAGCUUCAAGAAUAACUAUUUGGCUCAAGCAUUGGAGCAAGCUAUUCGUAACUCUGCAAACAAUGACUUGAUUUUAGAUGAUAAUAUUGGUCAAGUUGCAUCCGAACAACUCUGGCUGAACUUAGCACGUAUGCUAAAAUGGGAAAUUAGCAGAAGACCAAGAGCGUUAGAAGCACAUCUCAUAUCAGAUGCUGUGUGUGCUUGCUUACGUGAAGCUUCUGAACUUCUUCGGUGCCCUCCAGAGCCGGCUGUUGCACAUGCUGUGGCUUCAACAUUAGAUUUAGUGGACAUACUUGGCCAGAACCAUCGCCGCUUAUCGGGGCCUAAAUUAAAGCACAUGAUUCGUCUCACAAAAGCAAUUGUAGCAUAUUUCUUCCUUUGUGUGUCGGAGAAAGAUUGGGUAGUACGACUCAAAGGUGCCAAUGUGUGUUGUCGGCUGCUUACACAGUUGGCCAUUCACUCAGCAGCAAUUCGUUCACUAGCCCUCAGAGAACUAUUGGAAGGGGCCUUGUUUCAUGCACCUACACAUUUGUUUGGUGCUACAACAAAAAUUUCCAAAGAUCGGCCACCAGAAGUUCGUUUGCUUCAUGAAAACCAUAAACAGGGAACCAGUGUAAUUUUAGCCCAUCGUCAUUCCAGUAUGUUUCAUGCAGGUGUUAUUGGUAAUGGGCCAUAUCGCCAUACAUCAGUUGCAAACACUAUCCCACAAGAGGACAUAUCAGAAAAUAUUAGUUUAUUGAUUGAUGUCAUAAAAGCCUGUUGCACAAAUCCUACUGCUGGUGACCAAAAUGCUCCAAAUUCAUUACCUACAUCACUGGAUGCGGUGACCAAUGUUUCAUUACUGCUUGUCGAACUGUUAUCUCCUGAUGUCAUGUACAAUGGUUUACCAUGGCCUGAGGAAGAAUUCAGCAAAGUAACUGUUGAAAGGGAUCUCAGUAUUCGACAACGUUUUGAUGAAUUACCAAUUACCUGGGCAUUAUUGUCAUUUGUGGCAUCGCAUCGACCUGCACUCUGUUACUGUUCUGUGCUCCUGCGUGCUCUCACUGCCACCCUCAUGGCUCAGUGGGCUGCCAGAAGAAGUGCUGGGCCUAGCCCAGAUCUGUGCUCGACAACAGUUCGCCUCCUUGAACUUUUAGCAUUGGGCCAACUUUUACCACCACCACUUGCUUCAUUGCGAGAAUUGAUUCCACACUUACUACCACAAGAGGUUGUUCAGCUUCUUCGAGACUGUGUGUGGAACUAUAUGCGUGAUAAUGUCCCUUCACCUGCUCUGUUUACUCGGGAUGCAUCAGGACUUAUGUGGCGUGAUGCAACUUUAGCUAUUCCUGGUCCUCAAUACACAGAUUCUUUGCGUUUCAUCAUCCAGAAGAAUAUUAAAAAACUAGGAUAUCUUUAUCCACAGUUAUUUCCUGACACAAGCAAAUGAAUUUUAUUUUAAUUAAGUAUUGUUUUGUACAUUUGUAAGAAAUAAUGGUAAUUAAACGUACUGAAAGUAUUAUCAAAGCUUAGUAGCAUCUUUUUUUAUUUUCCUAUUCAUAUCUCAUAAGUAUUUGUGAUGUGUCAGAAUUAAUUAAGUUGUCAAACUUAAAUUUGUGAACAGAAAAUAAGAUAUCUGUAUGGAUAUUAUUUAUAUGUUUUCUUGCGUAAUAUAGUAUAUUUACUGAAAUUCAUUCUAGCUUUUUCAAGAUGUCUUUUUAAUUAUUUUUAAUGUCUAUUGUUCUCAUAUGUAGCUUCAGUGGUGAUAUGGUUAAUUUAUUGGGCUGUUAUACCGAAGUUUGCAGGUUCAAACCCAAUAGAAGCUGUGGAUUUUUGUGGGGAAACAAUCCUUUGUACCCCUUCCUUCAGAAGGGAAGUAAAGUUGGCUGUUCCAUGUUGUAAAAGAUCCUCAAACCUGAAAGAAGCCUCUGAGCUAAAUUCAAAAGGCUUAUUUCAUCUCCUCAGUGAUACAUCUUAUCUCUGCUAUAUGGCAAAAGGAGCAUAGCGGAAUUUGCAUGGUCAGGUGGAAGACCCAGUCUGAUGGCCUGAGCCAAGGUCCAUGUAAAGUAAAGCAUCAUUAAAUUGACUGUGCAACAUUUUGUUGUUUUGGCAUAGCCUUGCCUUUUUGUUCUUCUGGAUUCCAUUAACAAAUAUACUGUGUUCACAAUUUUAUUGGACACAGAUAGUAUCAGGCCUGCAGCCCAACAGAAAAGCCUCAGUCUGGGGGUUUAGCCAGGAUUUUCUGCAGGGGAGGGGAAAAAAGACAUAAGAAAUAUUCAUAUUAAUAAAGUACUGCUGGUUAUAAAAUAAUAAUAUAAUUAAAUAAAUAGCAAUAACUUGUAGAUGUAAAUUUUUAAAAUGGAUAAAUAAGUAAAAAUUGAUGGCAUUAAAAUUAACCAUUUCCAACAAUGAAAAUAAAAUUGAAAAAUGAGCUUGUAUUUACAUAAAAUAAAGGAAUCAUUAAUAUUUAAAGUAUCAAAAAUAUACUAUUUUCUUAUGAAUAAAGAAAUCUCAAAAAAGAAAAGAAUGGCUUUUCAGAAUGCAUUAAUGAAUGUGCCUCCUUCAACGAUGCAGGGAGCAGGUCAUGGACUUGGUUGAACACACCAAAACAGAGGAAAAAAGUGUUAAUGAUCUUCCAAAUGCCAUAUAUUUCUCUUUAAUGUCUAAUCCCAUUUGAUCUCUCUGCAAAAAUACUCGAUGCAGGCUAAUAGCAAAUAAUCGGGCAAUCUGGCUUUUUAAAAAGUGUUUAUUUCUAUGGUUUUAUCAUAAAAUUUGCUAUAUUUGGACUAAUGUGGCACACUGAGUCAAAUAAAAAAUGUUGCAGGAUUAUGCGAGCACAACCUCAACCAAAAAUCAGUUGAUAAAAAUACUAUUAAAUAAUAUUUAUUUAUUAUUUGGUAAAUGUAGUAAAAAGGACAAAAAUAUGGGAUUUAUAGCACCCCCAAACCCAUUUUGAAAACUGUUUUAUUGGUGCCAAUGUUGUUCUUGAAAUGGAAAAGGUUAAUUUUCCAAACAAAGAAAUUUGGAUGCUUUUGGAGAAAUGCUUUUUUAAUAAAUCACAAGUUUGGGUGGAUUUUCUAAAAAUAAAAUUAUGGAUUUCUUUUUUAUAGUUUGUGUGUAUUUUAUAAUGUGUAAAGUAUACUUUCUUUAAGAAACGAGAUAAAAGUUGGAAAUGUAUUGGGGGGGGGGGGGAGCAGGUAUCCCCAACCCCCACCUGCCUGCUAUGUCUAUGCCAUAGUCUAUUCUCCUGGUGUUAAAUUUGUUACCUCUCUGGAUGUUUCAACUGAGAUGAAUGUAGAUAUUGGGUAAGGCAGCCUUGGAUACUGGCACAAAAAAUGGAAUAUAAUUAACUCUCUCUGUGUGUCAAUCUUUAAGAGUAAUUUUGCUGUUAUAUUUUUCACCAGUUUUAUUAGUUGUUAAAGCAUACAGUUAAUGGAUAGAGAA
Gryllus bimaculatus (two-spotted cricket) is the source of this 5602-nucleotide messenger RNA. NCBI's taxonomy places the organism in Eukaryota, Metazoa, Arthropoda, Insecta, Orthoptera, Gryllidae. The record is from the annotation of a GenBank genome assembly.